GGUUUGGAUGCAGGCAUGUUUGGGGAGAUCCUGAGUUACGUUUACUCGGGAACCCUCCAUGUGUCCCUGGACAAAGUGCAGCCCCUGUACCAGGCAGCCGACCUCCUCCAACUGGACUAUGUGAGAGACACUUGCAGCAACUACAUGGCCAUGAACGUGGAGCGCUCCACCUGUGUGGACCUGUACAAGUUUGCUGAUGUCUACUCUGUAGACAUUGUCCGUAAAGCUUGUCUGCUGGGGAUUGCGAGCCAAUUUACUGAGUUUUCCUUUACCAUCGAGUUUUGCAGCCUGACUGUGAAUCAGCUGACUGAGAUCAUCAGCCACGAUGAGCUGGAUGUUAAAGAGGAGACAGCAGUGUGGGAGGCUGUGGUGAGAUGGGUGCAGCACAGCAGAGAGAACAGACUGCCCAACCUGCCCAGCAUCCUCCCUCACAUCCGUUUCAACCUGCUGACCUUAGGCGACAGGGCAGCCAUCUUGGAACACCCUCUGGUCAGGGAGGAUCCUGGGAGUUCUGAGGUCAUCAGUAAUGUGGUACAGAAAGGAAACCCCGAUCUGAAACCGAGGCUUGGGAUGUUCACGGAAAUGGCCCUGCUGCCCAAUCAGGCCAGUGGUGCCAAUGACGUCAUCUUCAUAAACCCCCUGGAAAGGAAGUACAUCAGCUGUAGUUACAGGAAUGAAGACCUUCCUGAUUCCACAGCCAUGACAGUCACCAGCGAUAACAACAUCUACGUCCUGACUCGUGAGCAAGAGAGUAACAAUAAGUUGUCCAUGUUUAAGUACAACCAUGCGGGAAAUGUGUGGGAAGAUGCUGGUAUGUCCUCAAUAUCUAUGGAAUAUUCGAGAUACAACAGAAAGUACCUUAUUGGAGUUAAUGGGAUUUUAUGCUGUCUUUUUGUUGAUGUAUCCGAAGGCGAUAUAAGGAUGAUAAAGUACAACCAGGGCAUGGACCAGUGGCAGGAGUGUUCACAGCAAAUUGACAUUACUGAAUACUACGACUACUAUGUAGCAUUGUCCUGUGGCUCAUUCCUAUAUUUCCUCACGAGCUCGGAACUGCAUCGAUACGACCCAAGCCAGGACCGUUGGAGCAAGCGGACCUCACCAGGGUACAUUCCUGAAGUCUGUACUGCCGUUGCCAUGGGAACAGAGAUUUUCUGCACAGACAUGAACUUAACUCAGACCAUGGUGUACGACACAGAGUUAGACUGCUGGCAGAAACUGCAAGGCUGGCCGAACCCAGGAAACUUUGAUAUUGAUAAUGUUCCCAGUCUCUUCGCAAUGGGGAACCAACUGCACAUCUUCUUAACCUGCUGUAGUGACUCCCAAGAAGGAUUCAUCAAUCUAGUAUAUGUGUAUGACAGGUCUGCUGAUACCUGGACAGACAUGAGGGCAACCCUGCCUAAUACGGAGUAUUUUACGUAUGGUUUUCAUUGCCCUGUGGCACGUAUAUACCUGUCAUAUCUUAGGGGGGCAUAAAACAUAAUUCCUGACGCUUUUGUCGUUAGGUAAAGGAUGCAUAGAGUGCCCGGCAGGGUAGAUCGAUAACAUUUUGUUCAGAUCACGGGUUUUGCUGAAAGUCUCAACUAUGGGAUUUAUAUUGUAGUGGUAGAUUUAUAGACAUGUUUCCAUCUUUUUUUGUAUUGGUCUUAAAACCUAACAGCAGAAAUACAUACACUGGCUAAAA
Molecule: messenger RNA, 1681 nt
Organism: Branchiostoma floridae (Florida lancelet)
Lineage: Eukaryota; Metazoa; Chordata; Leptocardii; Amphioxiformes; Branchiostomatidae
Product: kelch repeat and BTB domain-containing protein 8-like
Exons: 4
Coding region: 16-1473 (485 amino acids)
Molecular function (GO): protein binding
Source: RefSeq, a predicted model, not a curated record